Messenger RNA from Didymella exigua CBS 183.55, 2460 nucleotides. RefSeq lists its product as uncharacterized. The transcript is spliced from 2 exons. Bases 1 to 2460 code for a protein of 819 amino acids. Lineage: Eukaryota; Fungi; Ascomycota; Dothideomycetes; Pleosporales; Didymellaceae. The record is from RefSeq and is a predicted model, not a curated record.
AUGACGAACACAUCCACCACUACUACGGCUGUCCAGGACACGCCCUUACCCUGGGAACAGGAUCUCUUGGUCCCGAUUGAAGACAUCAAGGAGCAAUCGCAAGACCUGGUCUUAAAGAUCUACGACGACUGGGGUCAGAUAAACCUCGCUGUCGUUCAACUGGGCUCCGUCAUCCGCGAUCGUUGGCUCAAGAUGAAUGACUCCCAGCGCAAAGCCAUUUUAUUACGAGCAUCGCCCAACCUCCCUCCGAAACAUCGCCCAGAUAUGGAUCGGUGUCUUCUCGAGGUCUGUCCUCAUCAGAGGUGUGCAGAAGGGAUUGCACAGUAUGCUUUCCCUCACCUCAACCUCGAAGACCUAACUGCACCGAACUCCUUGUUGAUCCUCUUGGACGCGCGCACACGCCACGCCCCCUUCAAAUUCGCUCUCUCGGAUUAUGAGCUAGCGCCUCUGAUGAAGUUACGCCCAGCGCUUCUCGAAAAGACCAAGUACAGCAUAAGUCUGUCAGACAACGACUUUGGCAAAGUCAUCGAGUGGGAUACAGAGGAGGAAGCUACUGGUGCGACCUUACUGGGCGAUGCCGUGCACCCGGUUCAGGGCUGGCAUAUUCUCAUCAUUCAGAUGGGUCUCUACGACUUCCUCGUACGCUGUAUUGCCUUUGUCAUGUUGGACGAACUAGAGGUCUCCGCUGAGCCCUUGCCUUCUGCCCCACAAAUCUACAACGACGAUUUCUCAACUCUAGACAUUGCGCCGAAAGAGUCCCCGGAGAGACUGGAGUACGGCUCUCUCGAUUCAUUAAUCAGAGAUGCGCAGUAUCGAGUGCCCAUGUUCACGGACCUCGGGCGUCUAUGUGCGCUUACGUCGGCCUGUAAGGAUGCCGCAGAAGACCACAUCUGGAUGCUUCGCGAGGACCCGAGUUACUUCGCCGAGACUGUGCUCGAAUGUAAAGAACAUCGACCAGAAGUACUCAAGGGUCGUUUUUGUGGCCGGCUCCACAAGAACGGCCAUCACGAUCGACUCUGGGCACGGGUUCUUAAAGAUACAGCUGCCAACGCUUACGUUGAUUUCUUCGUAUGGGAUGAGAUUCACUGGCGUAUGAGAGAUCUCAACGCCCUUGCGAUGGAGCACGUUAAUAGCCUCAGCAUCGAUCCUAUCAAGUUGAACAUCGAGCUGCCCGCCACGCUUUUGGAGUCGCUCGUCCAGACUUGGUCGUUCCUAGAACUGAUCGAGUUGGAUCUCAUACAGCAGCUCAAGACUGCCUGGCCAUCAUCGCCUACCAUGAGAGCCAACUUUGCACAGCAAUGUGGUGAAGUCUCAGACGAGGAACAAGUUCUUGGUGUGCAGGCAAAGAAUGCUGGUCGCCGCAAACGGGACAAGGAGUCAGAACACAUCUCCAAGUUGUUUGAGUAUCUCUGGAAACCGGAUGUGCGUGCGAGACUUAAGGUCCACAUCCUAGUCGAUGCUCUAUCACAUUUGUUGAGAACGAACAAGCGAGCAAAUGCGUUGACAUCAUCCUGGGUCGCUUCUCUUCUAUCACAGCUAUCGAUAGUAUCCGAGUGUUUGCGUCAGCUGAACUUCCUCCAGCCCUGGGCCAAGAAGGUCGCUCAUACUGUCAAAUUGAGGCAAACUGAACUGCUGGCGGCACACUGUUCAACGUUCGCGCGCUGGCACGCCGUUCUGCACACUGACUUCCAGAGCAAGAAGCUGAUCAGACUGGGAGAACCGCGUUCGCAAUUCCGCUACCCAGUCAACAAACGUCGAACACGCGCCAAUGUUAACGCUAUGCAAGCCGCCGAAGCCGCCUUGGAUGCUUUCUGGCAGGCAGCUGAUGAGCGAUUCGUCGAGUCUACCGGCAGUACACCUCACGCCGUCAUUGAACACUUGAUGCAAGAGCGAACGUUGCAAAGGACUUCGCCCUGGGAAGAUCCUGUAGAAGCACAGCCAGCGGAGCCCUCGAAGAAGCAGGUCGAGUGCUUCUACGUGCCCUUCUCGAACACUCUUCACGAUCCAGCGCAACAAGUGACCGGCUCAUUCGACAAGCUUGCGGUAUCCGCUCGAGCAAAGACCAAGACGCAUGGCCUUGCACGCAAUGACAAUGGACAAAAGAAGGACGAUGUUGAGAACGGGAAGGAUGGUUUACAGCCUAGGUUCGCUGUCGACAAGCGCACUUACAGUGUCUUCCGCAAUCUCUUCUAUUCGCCGCUCUCAAAAGAUCACCCUGGCAAUUUGCCUUGGCAGGACUUUCUGCAUGCCAUGGUUGCAGUCGGUUUUGCCGCGCAAAAGCUCCAGGGUUCUGCCUGGCAGUUCACUCCAACCAAGCUGAAUGUCGAGCAGCCUAUCCAGUUUCACGAGCCCCACCCAACUCAUAAGCUGCCUUUUACUUGGGCCCGCCGCUUUGGAAGACGGCUUGCGAGGACGUAUGGUUGGAGGGGUGAUAUGUUUCAACUCGCUGAGUCGUUGUGA